GAAACAAAGGGAACCGGGUUGGGGGGAGAGAGAGCCGAGGCCGAGCAAAGGAAAUGCACCAAUCAGCUGCUCCCCCGGGCUCACAACUGUCUGCGGCGCCCGAAAAACAAGUCGGUGCGCGGGGGACCCGGGAUCGGGGCCGCCUUGCUCCGGCCUAGCCCCGCGGCCCUCGGUGCCGGCCCCAGGGCAUGCUCGGAACCCUGCACGGCUCCAGCCCAGACGCCCCGGCCUCAGGUCUCGGCCCCCACUAGGGGCCCCGGCCGUGCGGCCUGAGGGAGCGGCCGGAUGGAGCGGAGGAUGAAAGGCGGAUACUUGGACCAGCAAGUGCCCUACACCUUCAGCAGCAAAUCGCCCGGAAAUGGGAGCCUGCGCGAAGCGCUGAUGGUCCCGCAGGGGAAGCUCAUGGACCCGGGCUCCCUGCCGCCCUCCGACUCCGAAGAUCUCUUCCAGGAUCUAAGUCACUUCCAGGAGACGUGGCUCGCUGAAGCUCAGGUACCAGACAGUGAUGAGCAGUUUGUUCCUGAUUUCCAUUCAGAAAACUACGGAGUUUCACUCUUGUUGCCUAGGCUGGAAUGCAAUGGCGCGAUCUCAGUCUACCGCAAGCUCUGCCUCCCAGGUUCAGUAGCUUUUCACAGCCCCACCACCAGGAUCAAGAAGGAGCCCCAGAGUCCCCGAACAGACCCGGCCCUGUCCUGCAGCAGGAAGCCGCCACUCCCCUACCACCAUGGCCAGCAGUGCCUUUACUCCAGUGCCUAUGACCCCCCCAGACAAAUUGCCAUCAAGUCCCCUGCCCCUGGUGCCCUUGGACAGUCGCCCCUGCAGCCCUUUCCCCGGGCAGAGCAACGGAAUUUCCUGAGAUCCUCUGGCACCUCCCAGCCCCACCCUGGCCAUGGGUACCUUGGGGAACAUAGCUCCGUCUUCCAGCAGCCCCUGGACAUUUGCCACAACUUCACAUCUCAGGGAGGGGGCCGGGAACACCUCCCAGCCCCCUACCAACACCAGCUGUCGGAGCCCUGCCCACCCUAUCCCCAGCAGAGCUUCAAGCAAGAAUACCAUGACCCCCUGUAUGAACAGGCGGGCCAGCCGACGGUGGACCAGGGUGGGGUCAACGGGCACAGGUACCCAGGGGCGGGGGUGGUGAUCAAACAGGAGCAGACGGACUUCGCCUACGACUCAGAUCUCACUGGGUGUGCAUCAAUGUACCUCCACACAGAGGGCUUCUCCGGGCCCUCUCCAGGUGACGGGGCCAUGGGCUAUGGCUAUGAGAAAACCCUGCGACCAUUCCCAGAUGAUGUCUGCGUUGUCCCUGAGAAAUUUGAAGGUCAGAGAAGUGACUGUUCAUGGGAGGGUCAAAGUCCUAUCAUGCUGUAUCCCCGCAGGAGUCACAUCACAUUUCAUGGUUGCAAGAGGGUGGGACCCACAGAAAAGUGCCUGGGGAGACCCCUUGGAGAAAUCCCUGGGGUAAGGGGAGGCAGUUGCUUGGGGGACCAAAAGACCCAAACCCCACACCUCCUAUUUUUGUGUUCCCCAGGAGACAUCAAGCAGGAAGGGGUUGGUGCAUUUCGAGAGGGGCCACCCUACCAGCGCCGGGGUGCCCUGCAGCUGUGGCAAUUUCUGGUGGCCCUGCUGGAUGACCCAACAAAUGCCCAUUUCAUUGCCUGGACGGGCCGGGGAAUGGAGUUCAAGCUCAUUGAGCCUGAGGAGGUUGCCAGGCUCUGGGGCAUCCAGAAGAACCGGCCAGCCAUGAAUUACGACAAACUGAGCCGCUCGCUCCGAUACUACUAUGAGAAAGGCAUCAUGCAGAAGGUGGCUGGAGAGCGUUACGUGUACAAGUUUGUGUGCGAGCCCGAGGCCCUCUUCUCUUUGGCCUUUCCGGACAAUCAGCGUCCAGCUCUCAAGGCCGAGUUUGACCGGCCGGUCAGUGAGGAGGACACAGUCCCUUUGUCUCACUUGGACGAGAGCCCCGCGUACCUCCCAGAGCUCGCUGGCCCUGCCCAGCUGUUUGGCCCCAAGGGUGGCUACUCUUACUAGCCCCCAGCUGCUAUUCCCCCUGCCACAGGUGGGUGCUGCCCUGUGUACACAUAGAUGAAUUUGGUGUUGGGGAAACUUCAUCUGAAACCCACAGAUGACUCUGGGCAGAUCCCCACUGUCCUAACAGUUGCCCUGGCCCAGACUCUGAGCUGCUCACCAGCCACGGGGAAGGAAAAGUGGAGAAAUGGCAAGUCUCUAAAGGUGGAGUCUCAGAAACUCCCCUGGGGGCUCCACCUGGGCCCUGGGGGAAUUCAAAUCAGCUUCUGCCCAGGUCCUGCUUCCUGUGUCCAAGCCCCCAACACCUUUUCCCCAACCACGGAGAACAAGAGUUUGUUCUGUUCUGGGGGACAGAGAAGGCGCUUCCCAACUUAAACUGGCAAGAGGGAGAGGAGGUUCUCUGAGAUCCCCAGAUCUUCCCACUGCGGGGGACUCUGCCCCAAGCGGGUCCCAGCUUGUCAGUUCUUGGUGCUCUGUGUUCCCGGAGGCAGAGGGAGGUCGAUGAAAAGGAACCUGGGAUGGGGGGUGCUGGGUGGAAGCAGAGAGGGAUGGGUUCCUGCUCCAAGGGGCCCUUUGCCUUUCUUCUGCCCUUUCCUAGGCCCAGUUUCCACUUCCACCUCCACCACAUCUGCCAGACCUUAAUAAAGCCCCACUUCUCCCAUUA
Callithrix jacchus (white-tufted-ear marmoset) is the source of this 2692-nucleotide messenger RNA. NCBI's taxonomy places the organism in Eukaryota, Metazoa, Chordata, Mammalia, Primates, Cebidae. The record is from RefSeq and is a predicted model, not a curated record.